Molecule: messenger RNA, 774 nt
Organism: Clonostachys rhizophaga
Lineage: Eukaryota; Fungi; Ascomycota; Sordariomycetes; Hypocreales; Bionectriaceae
Source: the annotation of a GenBank genome assembly
AUGACCACAGCAGUAGCUCCAACUUCCUCGAAGCUCGAGGGCACCUCCAGCAACGCCCACGAUGGGCCUCCUCAUUGCACCGUCAUCCUCCAGCCCGGCACCGAAGCCUUGUCGGUGUCUCCCUCCGACUUCCUAGCUUCGCGCCCUGACAUCCACAACGUGCUCGCCGGCUGCAUGGUCUUCCGCCCGACCCUCGCCAGCGUGCGCGACAGCUGGGACUACGAGACGCUCCUCCUCCGCCGGUCUGCCUCUGACUCCUAUCCACUGAAGUGGGAGGUCCCUGCCGGCACCGCAGACCCUGAGCUGGACCCCACCAUCAUCUCCACCGCCGUGCGCGAGCUCUGGGAGGAGACGGGCUUGCGCGCCCAGUGCAUCAUCUGCCCAAUCCCCCUGGGAAUCGCCGGCAACGCCGGCGUCUGGAUCGACGACGAAGGCCGCGAUGCCAGGAUGGACCCGGAGCUCAGCGUCUGCCUGGUCCCGUCCGCCGGGAAGACGUGGGCCGUAGUCACCUUCCUCGUCAUGGCCGAGCCGGGGACCGAGUGGAACGAGGUCGAGCUUCGGCCGGAGGAGCACUCCGAGUACGCCUGGGUCACCGAGGAGGAGGUCAGGACCAGCCGCAUGAAGAGCAAGAACGGGGCCCCGUUUGAUUUCGUGAGCGAGGCGAUGCGGCUGACCAUCAUUGAGGGCUUCCGCAUGAAGAAGCUUAUCGGGGAGAUGGUCGAGGCUGCGCGUAGCGCUAAGCGAGCGGCGUCGUCAGCGGUAGAUCAGGAAUGA